AUGAAUAUUCGAUCUAAAGAUAUCAUUAAUUUCGACGAGACUAAGUUCCGUAUUAGCUGUCCGCGAGGAACGGAAGUAUUAGUUCCUGGAUCUAUUCAAGAGCAAUGGUUCGUUUCGAACCUUCUUAUAAGCACACUUAUUAAGGAAGCUGAUAAUAGAUUCACGGACAAUAAAAUCGCAUUGCUAUACCUCGAGCAUUAUAUUAAAAACGCAGAUUAUGGACCGAAUAAACCUUGGAAGCUUAUGUUGAUAGAUAAUCACGCCAGCUACCGGACUCCGGAAUUCAUCAAUUUAGCUAAUAAAAAUCACAUUCUACCGUACCCGUUGAUUCUUCACCUCACUCAUUGCAUGCAACCUCUUGAUCAAAAUAAAUGCAACGAGUUAUUGAGUAGUCCUUUUCGACAAGAAUUCGAAUCCUAUAUGAAAGUAGUAGAGAUUCAAACGAUUCGUUGCGAAAGUAUUAGAGAAUUUCUAACAUAUUCGAAAAAAUCCGCAUUCGCUUCCGAUCCGCAAUCGCUUAUGCCGACUAAGACUGAAAGGAUGAAAGGAGGCCCACCUAAGCGAGCCGACGAUUAUCGAGACGAAAGCAGUUCGAAGAGAAUAAAAGAGGUUUGA
Molecule: messenger RNA, 615 nt
Organism: Drepanopeziza brunnea f. sp. 'multigermtubi' MB_m1
Lineage: Eukaryota; Fungi; Ascomycota; Leotiomycetes; Helotiales; Drepanopezizaceae
Source: RefSeq, a predicted model, not a curated record